This is a messenger RNA of Mauremys reevesii (Reeves's turtle), 4371 nucleotides long. RefSeq names its product MINDY lysine 48 deubiquitinase 2 (gene MINDY2). NCBI's taxonomy places the organism in Eukaryota, Metazoa, Chordata, Testudines, Geoemydidae. The record is from RefSeq and is a predicted model, not a curated record. Bases 41 to 1843 code for a protein of 600 amino acids. Gene Ontology annotation, cellular component: cytosol; cell periphery. Gene Ontology annotation, biological process: protein K48-linked deubiquitination. Gene Ontology annotation, molecular function: cysteine-type deubiquitinase activity; cysteine-type carboxypeptidase activity; K48-linked deubiquitinase activity. The transcript has 10 exons.
CCGUAGAGAGCUGGGCAGGCGGGCGGGCGGCGGGCCGGCCAUGGAGAGCUUGGCGCAGCCCCCGCCGCCCCCGGGCGCGCUGAAGAGGGGCGGCGGGGGCCGAAUCAUCCUGGAGGGGUCAGUGGAGGAAGAAGCGGCGGCGGCUAACGGGGGUAGUGGUCGGGGCGGACCCGUGACUGCUGAGGAGGGCGGCGGGCAGUGGGGUCCUUCCCCUCUGCUUCUUCCCCCGCCUGCCGCGGGCCCCGGGAGGGACUCUCCUCCCGCGCUGGGGUCUCCCGUGCCUGCCACUGAGAGCCGCCGGUCCGCUGCGGGCUGCGCGCAGCCAGCAGUGACUGAGAGCCCUGAGGCGGCUCCUGCCUUGGAGAGCGGCCCCGGGGAGGCCGGCAGCAGCGGCGACCCCAGCCCCCCAGAGGAGGAGUCGCGGAGCUUGGACUCCCUGGAGUCCUUCUCCAACCUGCACUCCUGCUGCCCGAGCAGCUCCGAGCUCAAUAGCGAUGCCGAGGAGGUGGCGGCGGCGGCGGCAGAGGGCAAGGCCCCGAGCCCCGGAGGAGAUGGGCCCACGGCGGCGGUUCAGCUCUUGUCUACCUCUAAGGAGCGCUUUCCUGGCCAGUCGGUCUAUCACAUCAAGUGGGUCCGCUGGAAGGAGGAGAACACGCCGAUCAUCACCCAGAACGAGAACGGGCCCUGCCCGCUGCUGGCCAUCAUGAACGUGCUGCUGCUGGCUUGGAAGGUCAAGCUGCCACCAAUGAUGGAAAUCAUAACUGCUGAACAGCUGAUGGAAUAUUUAGGAAAGAAGUUAAGCCAUGCUGAGGAGGUCGUGGACCCUCACAGCAUACGUGACACCAUCUUCUUUGAGAGCAGCUUUGCUUCACUCUUGCUGGGAACAAAGGGAGGAGACUAUAUUCUUGAUGCAAAACCAAAAGAGAUUUCUGAAAUUCAACGUCUAAAUUACGAGCAGAAUAUGAGUGAUGCAAUGGCUAUCCUACAUAAGCUACAGACAGGUCUGGAUGUGAACGUGAAGUUCACUGGUGUACGAGUUUUUGAAUACACACCUGAAUGCAUAGUGUUUGACCUUCUUGAUAUCCCUUUGUACCAUGGAUGGUUAGUGGAUCCUCAGAUUGCUGACAUUGUGAAGGCAGUUGGUAAUUGUAGUUACAAUCAAUUGGUGGAGAAGAUAAUCUGUUGUAAACAGUCGAACAACAGUGAGCUGGUUAGUGAAGGAUUUGUAGCUGAACAAUUUCUGAACAACACAGCCACUCAGUUGACAUACCAUGGGUUAUGUGAGCUGACUUCAGCAGUUCAGGAAGGAGAACUUUGUGUGUUCUUCAGGAACAACCAUUUUAGCACCAUGACCAAAUAUAAGGGUCAGCUUUAUCUGCUGGUGACAGACCAGGGUUUUCUUACAGAAGAGAAAGUUGUCUGGGAAAGUUUACAUAAUGUAGAUGGUGAUGGAAAUUUCUGUGACUCUGAAUUCCACCUUCGGCCUCCAUCAGACCCAGAAACUGUAUAUAGAGGGCAGCAGGAUCAAAUCGAUCAGGACUAUCUGAUGGCAUUGUCUUUACAACAAGAGCAGCAGAGCCAAGAUAUCGAUUGGGAGCAGAUCCCAGAAGGAAUCAGUGAUCUAGAGCUGGCAAAGAAGCUGCAGGAAGAGGAGGAUAGGCGGGCUUCUCAGUACUAUCAGGAACAAGAACAAGCAGUUGCAGCUGCUGCUCAGGUCCAGGUGCAAGGAGCUGCUUCUCCAGCAAGUGGAAGACAAUCUGGAAGUAGUGAACGCAAACGAAAAGAACCUCGAGAGAAAGAGAGGGAGAAAGAGAAAGAAAAGAAUAGUUGUGUUAUUUUGUAACCGGUGAUGGAUUUUGCCUGGAGUCAAGUGCAUGUCCUCAAACAAAAACAAGGAAUAAAAUGAAGACAAACCCGUUACAUGCCGCCUGUGCCUGAUUACCCCAUGGAUUUAUUCAUGUUUAAGGAGAGGAUGGGUGACUACUUUGUUACAAUCAUACAGACUUUCUUCAAAGUCCUACAGUGCGCUCUGUGUGAGAUGGAAUUCCAUUACAAUUGGAUGCGGCUGUGCUUUGAGUCAGUCAUGAGAAAUACUGCACCUUGUAGCUAAACACACAAAUCACGGCAAGUUUUGUGUCAUAGUGACAUGCGUUACUUAUAAUAUCAGUUAGUAAGCUAUUUCAUCUUCUGCUCUAAACAAAGAAAGGAGGUAAUUGGUUUUGUCAGAUUUCUUUACAUCAGCACAACAGAAUCCUGUAUUACUUUUCAUGGUCUGACAAUAUAACUUAGACUGGGUAUUCAUGGCUUUAGAGCCCAAUGAGUAUCUGGGCACACUGCCUCCAUAACACACCCAGAUUCCUUUUGUUCAAGAGCUGGUAGUCAAUUCUUUAACCCAUAUUUGUGCUGGAUCAGUUCUACAACCGGGUUAGUUCUAGCACCAUGACCUUUGCCCCAUGCAUAAGUUAUUUGUUAAACAUCAUAUUGAAAAUUGGGUGUCAUGGAAAAAUGGGGUGUCUAUUGAUAAGCAAGAUAAAGAUUUAUUAUUGCUUUUCUUGCCGUUAAAAACUGGGUAUAUCAACUCAGAUCUUAUCAGGGUCAGACACAAAUAAUUUAAUAGUUUUUUUUCUUUGUUUAGUAUCUUCCGUUAUAGGUAAACUGGACCACAGAAGUUAUUUAUUGAUCUCUCCAUGCAACACGUGAAUGGUGGUAGGAAGCUGAAGUCUCUAAUAAUGCUUGUCCUGCGUAGGAAUGCAGAAUUAAAAUAACUAACUUAAUAUCUGCCUUCGUCCAGAAGUACCUUGAACCGUAACAUGACUUUAACAUGUCCACUUGUAUAUUUAAGCUAGUGUACUGUGUACAAAUACUUUAAAAAAUCAUGUAUCAGUAAAAAGCACACUUUUGCAGGGUGAGAGAAAGGUUAAGCUAGUCUCUCAAAUUGUUUGGAAAGGCACUCAGAUGUAGUAUCACUUUGUUUUUUAAGUCAUUAGUUUAGAGUUACGGGAAACUUCUAUAGAAAUAACCAGAUUUUCUAAUUUAUGGGAACCAAAUAAACAUGUUACAUCUUGUAGUAUUUAUAGGUUACAGGAACAAAAUACUUGUUGAAUUUUAUUAUGAGAGUACUACAAAUCCUCUUUCAUUUCAACAGGGAAAGCCAAUAACUACUACUUUGUUGCUGAUCCUUUUGAUAAAGUUUUUAUUUAGCAAUUUGUAGACACUUUUGAAAAAAGCUACUUCUGCUGGGAAAAAAUAGUUCUGAUUCACAUUCUAAGGCUUGGUAAGUGCAUUAAUAUAUGUGAGUAUAGAACAGUUUAAAGCAGCCAACUGGAGUAUGACGUUCAUAAAUUUUGAAGUGUGGCUUGGGGGAAUGUCCAUAGAACUCAAAAUGUAAAAAACCUCUUGAUUUCUGAAUAUGAGUCCAGAGUUAAAGAAAUGCUAUAAAAUUGUUUCAAAUGGAAUUGCCUCCAUAAUUGGAACCAGUCAUUGCACAAAUCUGUUACAUAUUUAAAUAAACAAUUAGGCUGAUAAAGUAGGCAUAGUUUUGGUAAUAACUGAAGAGCCAGUCUAGAUCACUCUAGAUCACUCCCUCAGCUUUUUUCCUUCUAUCCAUUUUGUUACAACUUCCUUUUUAUAAUACUGAAGUGAUGGAUGAUUGAAGGGGAUCUCUCUUUCAGACACAAAUUUUAGAUACAGUUUUUUUAUUAUUUCUUGAUAAUUAUAUAGAAAGGUCAUUAAUACUUAUUCAAAUGUAUGCCAGUUAAAAUAAUGUUGUUCUAUGUCAAAUCAAACAAUUUACCUUAUUCCUUUCACUGAAGCAAUCCAUUGCUUCAGACAAAUUUACACGAAUAUAAACGAGGAACACAAAUGUGAUGGUUUGCUUUAUACAGAACAGAAAAUAUUGACGUAUUGUAUUGGAGGUACAAAAACUUUUAACCAUAUAUUUUUUUAAAAAGCAGUCUGUUACUGAUGAAAUAUUUCCAAACUCAUAUUUACAUUUAACACUUUUGAAAAAUAAAUGUCAAGUUAAACUUUUGUUACCUUAUUAUUUCCAAUGACAAUACUGCCAUUGUACAUUCACUUUUAAAACAAAUUAACUUAGAUUGUUGUUGCUAUUAUCAAGUACAUCUUUUCGUAAAAUAAAGUAAAUCACUAAAAAUAAUUCAGUGUACUUCCUAGUAUCAGAAAAGUCUGUAUAAUAUUCCUACUUCAUGUCUUACUGACACCCCUGAAACAUAAUUUGAUAUACUUAUGGUAAUAUUGGUAUAUUCAAUUACAGUGGAAGAAAACAAAUUAAAUGUCAAUGUUUGUUGUAAAAAUCUCAGACUUUCCAAGAAUUCAGUUUCUCCUUCAAUAAAGGAGUUAUCAAUUUCAGAA